AUUGGUUAGAGUUAGUGUCCUCUGAGCAGUUGCCAAGUAUACAUCUGAACCAUGUAGGAUUUUGUUAUUUGAGACGAAUCCUCCCUAAGAAAUAUCGAGUUCAGCAUAUUAAUUCUAAGUUAAUAUUACAAAUAAUCGGUCUUUAAUCAUCAUUUACACUGAAACAUCACCAUGUGCGCAGAGAGUACACCUACAGCGAGGACAUCUACAGAACUUGAUCUAAUAACAUAUUAUAGACAUUGUAAUGAAUUCUUUAAUCCUAAUAUUUGUCAUAUUUGUAAAAGAGUACCUGCCAUCAGUAUACCGUGUAACAUGUGCGGCAUGAUUUAUUACUGCAGCAUGAGACAUCAACAGCUGCACAGACAGCAGCAUAUAGAUAUGUGCAAUAGUAUAAAUCAAAUUCAGCAUACCAGUAACGAAUCAUUCCACUUUAGACGUCGUCUCAACCAAGAGGAAUGGAUCGUGUCAAGAAAACAAUUCAUGAAUUUGGUUAAGUUCAAAUUAUCACGUGAUCUGGAGCCGUAUGAAAAGCAAAUAAUUCUCUUCGCAAAGUCGUGUCUUAUUUGUCAUCAACAGAUUGAUCUUAAAACUUGCCGGAGGUGCUAUUCCAGCAACUAUUGCAUUGAACAUAUGGAAGCUUUUCAAAACAAACAUUAUUUUAGUUGCGAUGGACUUCAAUUAUGUUUUAAUUUAGCUUCGAAUUUUCCGUAUGAUUAUACAUAUAACAACGAACUUGUUAAGUGUCCCAUCGAAGAUAAACCCGUUGUUGACAUGAAAUCAUUUAUUCUACAAUAUAUACGAGAGGAAAGGAACAUAAAUGAUCCGGAUACUUUUACUGUGGAAGAACAUAUCUGUUCUGAUUACGUGUCAGCACCGUUAACAUUGUAUUAUCAAAUGAGAAAUUUAAAUCUGUUAAAUUUUUUGGAUAAACAAAGGUCUUUCUGUGUUGUACAUAUAAUAGCGGCAAGUUCAGUUGAUAAAAAAUAUGUCGCCGCUUGGGAACUUCUCCUGCAUUUUUUAUAUGAAACAAGGGAAUUGAAACUUGUAUUAAUAGGGUUGGAAUUAAACAACGAAUCUAAUAAUAUCGAAGUUUGUUCUAGAUGCGAUAACAUGUGUCAAAGGUUUACUUUAGAAUCUUAUGGUAUGAUGUACGACACUUACGUGAACAGUGAAUAUUAUAUACAGCCAAAUGUGAUAGUAGGAUUUCAAACAGAUUUUAGUGAUGUGGAAAUGUGGUCAACAUCGCUUAUAGUAUCACAGAAUCAAAACUGUCCAUUUCUUGUAACCGCUGAAUCGAAAUUUAAAUCUAAUCUAAAUAUAAGUAACAUAGAAAGAGCUUUAGGUGGAUUAUUAAAUUUAAUACAUAAUGACGAAAAUGAAUUCAGCUCGACUAUGCCAUGUAGAGAUUUUGAAAACGAUUCUGUUUUUUACCGUAAUAAGUAUGUAGCUGUCUUUGAUAACUUCGUUUCUAUGACAUGGCCGCCUUCCAGUAUACAAAUGUAAUAUCAAGAUGACAAUGAUUUUGUAAACAAUAUAAAUUUUAAAUGUAAAUUAUUACACUAUAUAUUUACUGUUCUGAUAAAUGUAUUAUAGAUUUUUUUAGUAAAGGGUGAAUUUUUUAUUAUGUAACACAUUAAAAAUUGCGUGUCAGUUUUUAUUUCCGUGAUUGCAUUUGUAGUAAAAAUGUUUCUUAGUCCAUUCGGUGAUAAUCAUAGUAUUAUAUUUUGCAAAUUCUUAUCUUCUUAUGUGAAGAUCUUCUUUCGAACGUUACAAGCUACCAAGUGAUACACGCUGAUAUUUUUCAUCUUUUGAGGACUGAUACAGAAUUUGAUUCGUCUUAUCAUCUUAUAUUAUAAGAAAUAAAUACAUUAAUAAAUAUACACACACACACACACACACAUAUAUAUAGAUUUAUCUAUCUUUAAUUAUAGGUGAAUCAAGAGCUUUAAAUUUAAUGUAUGAUGGUGAAAAUAAAUUCAGCUCGACUAUGCCAUAUAGAGA
Molecule: messenger RNA, 2001 nt
Organism: Odontomachus brunneus
Lineage: Eukaryota; Metazoa; Arthropoda; Insecta; Hymenoptera; Formicidae
Exons: 1
Coding region: 172-1503 (443 amino acids)
Cellular component (GO): extrinsic component of mitochondrial inner membrane
Source: RefSeq, a predicted model, not a curated record